AAGAAAUCGAUAAAACACUCGUAGAAAUGAACGAUCGAUAGGGAGGAGGGCAUGUCGGGUCAGAUCGCACUCAGUAGUAGCUGGGUCGUCUCGGGAGGGUUUUCAUAGUGGAUUAGAGCGUCUUGCCUACGUUUCCUUUCCCUUGUUUCGAAGAGCCACAUUCCUCUCGUAUCAUCAUAACGUUGCUGUUGCUGGUGCCGCUCACAUUCCAGUAGUAGUGCAAGUGCCGCAAGCGAGACUCAGGCUCAGGAAGUAAAAGUUCGACGGUCUGGACCUUGGCGAGAUGUUCGUUCAACGUUCCCGAAACGCAAGGGCGUUGGUGGGCCGUAGCCUACACACGACCCCCACCCCGCAUUCCCCUACGACGACCCCCUCCUCUCAAUCCCCCUACACCUCCGUCCUCUCCCGUGCAGGCCCGCUGUACGAACAGGAGCCCGCCGUAGCUUCCCGGUUGAUCGCGAGCAGUCGGACGAAGAACUUGGUCCCCAUCAAGACGAACAUCAGGGGGACCGAGUUGUUGAACACGCCCAGGUUGAACAAGGGCGCGGCGUUCACCAGGGAAGAACGAGCGAUCUUUGGGUUGGAAGGGAUGAUCCCCUAUGAGAUUCACGACCUCACCAAACAGGUCGCUCGAGCCUACCACCAACUCCAAAAACAACCCACCGUCAUCCUCAAGCACGCCUUUCUCGCUUCCAUGCGUGAUCAGAACCAGGUCCUCUUUUACCGUCUGAUGCAGGAUCACCUGAAAGAGUUGUUGGGAAUCCUCUACACGCCCGGUGCGGCCGAGGCGGUCAUGGGGUACAGUUAUCUGUUCAGGCGGCCUUUGGGUUGUUUCAUCAGCUUCCCCAACCAAGACGGCAUGAGGGCUCAGUUGGAAGCCCACGUGGAAUCGUUGGAGAAACAGGCCGAUUUGACGGCCCUCGCUGAGCGGGCGGAUUCGUCCAGUCUGAUCGAUCUCAUCGUCGUGACCGAUAGCGAAGCCGUCCUCGGAAUCGGUGACCAAGGUGUCGGUGGUAUCACCAUCUCCCUCUCCAAGGCCGCCCUGUACACUCUCGGAGCCGGUAUCCAGCCCAACCGAAUCCUCCCCGUCGUACUCGACCCGGGUACCGAUAACCAUAUCCAGUUCUCGGACCCGUUGUACCUCGGAUGGAAGCGGGGUAGAGUCAGGGGAAAGCUUUACGACAAAUUCGUCGACAAGUUCAUUCAGCACUGCCGAGAGCUCUUCCCCAACGCCUUGAUCCACUUCGAGGACUUUGGUCUGCAGAACGCUCAGCGAUUGUUGGACAAAUACAAGGAUGUCAUUCCCUGUUUCAACGAUGAUAUCGAGGGAACCGGUGCCGUUGCCUUGGCCGCUCUACUUUCUGCCGUCGGUGUUACCAAGUCCAAGUUGAGCGAACAGCGAAUCGUUGUCUACGGUGCUGGUAGCGCUGGUAUGGGUAUCGCCGAUCAGAUCCGUGAUGGAAUGAUGCUUCUUGAGGGUAUCACUAAGGAGGAGGCCAACAAGCGAUUCUGGUGUAUUGACCGAAACGGUCUCUUGGUCGAAUCCAUGGGCAACUCGCUUCGACACGCCCAGCUCUCCUACGCUCGACCGGAUGAGGAGUGUGUCGGCUGGGACACUGAGAACCCCGACCAGAAGGGUUACUACCUGCAGGAUGUCAUUCACAAUGUCAAGCCUACCAUCUUGAUCGGAACUUCUACCCAUGCCCGAGCGUUUACUGAGGAUAUCGUCAAGGAGAUGGCGAAGCACGUCGAGAGGCCCAUCAUCUUCCCGUUGUCCAACCCGACUGCGCUUGCCGAGUGUGAUCCUUCCGAUGCAAACACCUGGACCGAAGGUCGUGCCUUGUUGGCCACCGGUUCGCCUUUCCCUCCUUGCGAGUACAACGGCAAGACCUACAUUCCCGCCCAAAACAACAACGCCUUGAUCUACCCGGGUCUCGGUCUUGGAACAAUCCUCUCCCGAGCGAGAACGAUCUCGCCUGGCAUGUUUAUGGCCGGUAUCCAGGCCCUCGCCAACCUGGCACCCGCCCUGCACGAUCCCAACGCGUCUUUGCUUCCCGAUCUUGCCGAGGUCAGGGAGGUCUCGGUCCACGUUGCCGCUGCCAUUGUCAGGCAGGCAUGCAAGGAGGGACGAACGCGAGAUGAGACGGUGCUGAAGGUCGUGAACGGUCAGCUUGGAGAGGGAUUGGAGGAGUUUAUCCGGGGCUCGAUGUGGGAUCCUGUCUACCGUCCUCUGGAAUUGAUCGAUUAGAUGCCGGCGUUUCAGUCAAGACUGUAGUAGAUUAUUAGAUACCGGAACAUGAAUCUUGUUUCUUCUCGCCAGCGAGACAACGCUCGGGAUCGGGUGUCUAAUAGUCUUGCUUUCAAGGAUGAUAUAGUAGCCCUUGCUGAUGAGCACCUCGAGGAAGAAGCUUUGAUGUCGAAACGCGGCUUACCAUAGGACUACCGGCCGCUGUGUAAAUUACUUGAUGUGCAGUUUUGAGCACCGGAGAUCCGCGCCAGCUAUUUGACCUAAACAAGAG
Filobasidium floriforme is the source of this 2519-nucleotide messenger RNA. Its product is annotated as putative malate dehydrogenase. Gene Ontology annotation, molecular function: malate dehydrogenase (decarboxylating) (NAD+) activity; NAD binding. The transcript is spliced from 20 exons. Gene Ontology annotation, cellular component: mitochondrion. The record is from RefSeq and is a predicted model, not a curated record. Gene Ontology annotation, biological process: pyruvate metabolic process; malate metabolic process. Bases 284 to 2248 code for a protein of 654 amino acids. Lineage: Eukaryota; Fungi; Basidiomycota; Tremellomycetes; Filobasidiales; Filobasidiaceae.